Molecule: messenger RNA, 423 nt
Organism: Diaporthe batatas
Lineage: Eukaryota; Fungi; Ascomycota; Sordariomycetes; Diaporthales; Diaporthaceae
Product: dolichyl-diphosphooligosaccharide-protein glycotransferase
Exons: 3
Coding region: 1-423 (140 amino acids)
Biological process (GO): protein N-linked glycosylation
Cellular component (GO): membrane; oligosaccharyltransferase complex
Source: RefSeq, a predicted model, not a curated record
AUGGCACCCAAGAAGAAUGCCGCUGCCCCGGCAGAGACGGCGGCCUCGACCCCGGCAAAGGCCACCAAGGCCACCAAGGCCCAGGCCUCGAAAGCGUCAUUGCUCCCAGAGCAGAUAUGGUCUCACUACUUGAAGACUACCAGCCACCAGACGCGCCUGAUUGAUGCCUUCCUGGCCUUCCUCGUGGCUGUCGGUGCCAUCCAGUUUGUCUACUACUUCCUGAUUGCAAAAGAUCCUUUCAAUGCCUUCCUGGCCGGUUUUGCUGCCACUGUCGGCCAAUUUGUCCUUACUGUUUCCCUGCGCAUGCAAACCGACCAGCAGAACAAGUCCGAUUUCCCCAAGGUCACCCCUGAACGCUCAUUCGCAGACUACAUCUUUGGCAGCCUCAUCUUGCACUUCUUCUGUGUCAACUACAUCAACUGA